This is a messenger RNA of Spea bombifrons (plains spadefoot toad), 3140 nucleotides long. It is a transcript of the gene SLC44A3, whose product is annotated as solute carrier family 44 member 3. Gene Ontology annotation, biological process: transmembrane transport. Lineage: Eukaryota; Metazoa; Chordata; Amphibia; Anura; Pelobatidae. Gene Ontology annotation, cellular component: membrane. The transcript is spliced from 15 exons. Gene Ontology annotation, molecular function: transmembrane transporter activity. The record is from RefSeq and is a predicted model, not a curated record. Bases 422 to 2371 code for a protein of 649 amino acids.
UGCCAAGCUCAGUCCGUGACAGGAGUUUUUCACCUGACGGAAUUUGCCGCUUACUAUCACCCACCGGCCAUUAUAUCGCCGACAGCCACCGAGACCCGCUGUGCCCUCCAAGGGUGACUUAUCCUCCGCUGCCAUCUUCCCAAUAACCAAGGACACCGCCUACACCUAUAGCAAAGUCGCCAUAAGUUUGCUGUGGGCUCACCCCUUCGCUGGGGACACCGGAAACAGCCCCGGUCUGCACGGUUACUUAUCAGACUCGUCACCCAUUCACCCCUCCUUCGUUUAUUCGUCUAUAGGAGACCGAAUGCUUGCCACCUGUGACCUGCGCUCCUGCAAUCUUUAGCCCUCCUUGGCAUGAUCCUUUCCUGGUUUUCCCGGUGACGAAGCAGGUCCCCUCGGUGUCCCCGUGGCUUCCAGGAUCAUGUCCUGCUGCGGGGAGUAUCAGGUGACGGAAACACAAAGACAAUGGAGACCCCUGAUUUACAGGAAAUGUACAGAUAUUCCUUGGCUGGUUGUGUUUUUUCUUUUUUGUUCUGGUUUGAUGUUCAUAAGUGGCUACGCGUUAACAGCUGGAGCCGCCGAGAGACUCGUCUUUGGUUAUGACAGUUAUGGAAAUGUGUGUGGAAGAAGAAACUCUCCUCUACCAAAUGCUCCUUUUUCGGGACAGGAUAUGACUAAUCGGAAGUAUGUUUUCUUCUUCGAUUCGUGUAAUCUGGCAGUCACGAACAUGAAAAUCAAUUCCACUGCCUUGUGUGUAUCAAGUUGUCCUCAGGAGCAACUUAAAUCUCUAGAAGACAUACAGUUAUUUGCAAAGAACAACGGCUCACACCUUUGUGUUUAUAAACUGAACUACACACAAUAUACAAAUCACCCAAAUGCCUUGGAAUGGUGCCCAGUGCUCCCAGUGCCAUCAAGCAAAACUAUCCCGCUGUUCAAUCGCUGUAUUCCUCAAAACCCAAACUGUUACACUCAAUUUGCUUCCGUCUUGGUAAAUGUGGUUAAUGAAGUUGACUUUUUCCAUCGGGUUCUCAGUGGGAUUAUGGCAGGCAGGGAAAAUGUGAUAGGACUGAGCAUCCUUGCAGUAGCUUUAUCUGUUGUGAUGGUCUUAACGUUCCGAUACAUCAGUACUCUGCUGGUUCACAUAUUUGUUACCCUUGUUAUUUUUGGACUGAUAUUUGUCUCCGGAGUGCUCUGGUGGCUGUUCUACGACCACAUGCAUGAUCCCCGCUAUGAGCUGAAAACUGGAAAGGAAAACGCAAUGUUCUUACUUGGAUUUGCGAUAGUUGCAUCCGUGAUAACUGUCGUACUUCUGUAUUUGAUAUUUCGGCUAAGGAACAGGAUCCACAUGACUAUUCAACUUUUCCAAGUUAUAAGCAAAUAUAUCAGUUGCAUCCCAUUCCUCGUGCUGCAGCCACUGUGGACGUUUAUCAUUCUUAUUUUUUACUGGGUGCUUUGGGUAGCUGUGCUUCUUAGUUUGGGAACUUCAGGCAGCGCUCAGGUUUCGUCAGAGGGACUCGUGGAAUACAAAUCAAUUUCUGGCAUUCGGUAUAUGUGGUGGUACCAUUUAGUUGGCCUUAUAUGGACUAGUGAAUUUUUUCUCGCUUGUCAGCAAAUAAUUAUUUCUGGAGCAACGGUUUCUUGGUAUUUACACCGAGAUAAAAAUAAAGUUCAACACCCAGUUCUAUCUGCUAUGUCUCUUCUGUUUUGGUAUCACCUGGGAACAGCCAUCGCAGGAUCCUUCUUGUUAAUGUUUGUAAGAAUACCCAGGAUCAUUUUAAUAUACUUUUCUCAGUUGUUAAAACAAAGGGACAAUGCAUGUACCAGGUGUACAUCUCGGUGCUGUUUCUGCGGUUUUUGGUGUCUCGAAAAGUGGCUAGGAUGUUUAAAUCAGAAUGCCUACACAGCAGCAACAAUUAAUGGAACAUCAUUCUGUACAUCCGCAAAGGACGCGUCGAGUCUCUUAGUAAAAAACCCUCCCUUUGUCUCGUACCUGAAUAGAUCCGGCGUGUUCCUGGUUUUUCUUGGAAAGGUGUUUGUUGCAUGUUUCACAGUGUUUGGAGGACUAAUGGCAUUUAACUAUCACCGUGAGCUACACGUCUGGGUUAUCCCUUUGCUGUUAGUUGCAUUCUUUGCCUAUUUGGUGGCCCAUAGCUUUCUAUCUCUGUUUGAAACGGUUAUGCACAGUCUGUUCCUGUGCUAUGCUGUGGACAUUGAGACGAACGAUGGAUCUCCUGAAAAACCUUACUUUAUGGACCAAGACCUAAUGGCUUUAAUUCACCAAUCUGGAGCAGAACCAGAGAAACUAAAGAACAGACCAGUGCAGAAUGGCGAAGAGGGGACAGAACUUCAGCCAAUAGCCAGAGCAGACUGAAGAGCUAGCAAUCUAUUCCAGCUACAGGAGGUCACAACCUAACAUCACAUCUCUGCACCGGGUCCAGGAGAAACAUCUCAUCAUGAGCCGGACUGUUCUGCAUCACGGAUGUAUCUCGGGAUACAAUGAAACUCGUCAGAUGGAGAGCGACCUUCGCAUGCAGUUUUCCCAUCUGGGUCACGGCUCACAGUUUGAUGGGACUGGAGGGAACGCGCACAACUAUCCUCUCGGAUUUUUUAAAGGAUUUAUUAAGACAACAAUGUAUUGAUGCACAACAGAACUUGCCAUUUUACCUACUUAUGCAAUAAGAAUAAUGCUAAGAGGUCUAACUAUAUUUAAAUGCAUGUCACGGUACAUUUCUUCUGUUGCUUGCACUGUCAGAUCUGGUUCAUUCGUUUUUAGUGCACUUUUUUUUUUUUUUAAGCAUUUCACGUUAUUUUUUUUAUAUAGAGACUAGAGCACAUUUACAACAGAAACUGAAAGCGAGAUCAGUUAACAUAAAAAAAAAAAACCCAUAUCAGUAUGAAAGUAUGUUAAACGCAUGCAUGGCUAAUACCUCGCUCAGGUUGUGCCCUAUGAUGCGAAAAAACAAUACAUAGCACACUCCCCGCAGAGGGCGAUAUAUAUUGAGAGGCAAUGUGGAAGAAGUUUAGGUUUGUAUACACCAUUUGAGGUGCCCCUGGGAUUCAAGAGGACGGGCAGAUUAUUUACCCAACAACCCCCGAGGAGCACGAGUUGCAGAAUGCGGCAGAAAAAUAAAUAUGCACAA